UGCGGCAUCUAGGGAGGCGGGGCGAGGCCUCCUUGUGACGUCAGGACGCCGCGGUCGGGACGUUGGAGCCCAGGGAAGACAAGAGUCAGCCGGGUUGGGAGCCGUGCCGCGGCCGUGUUGCUCUCGCCUUGGGCCGCUGGUGACGAGUCCCGGGGGCGAUCAGCCGAGACAGUGAAAAGGCAGUCUGGCUCCCGCGGUCCACCCCUUACACCCCAAGGUCCAGAUGGCGGCCAACGUGGGUGAUCAACGUAGCACAGAUUGGUCCUCUCAGUACACCAUGGUGGCCGGGGCAGGCAGAGAGAACGGCAUGGAGACUCCCAUGCACGAGAACCCGGAGUGGGAGAAGGCCCGCCAGGCCCUGGCCAGCAUCAGCAAAGCAGGAGCCGCUGGCAGCUCCGCCAAGGCCAGCAGCAAUGGACCCGUGGCCGGUGCACAAUACGUGUCGCAGGCAGAAGCCCUGCAGCAGCAGCAGUACUACCAGUGGUACCAGCAGUACAACUACGCCUACCCCUACAGCUACUACUACCCCAUGAGCAUGUACCAGAGCUACGGCUCGCCUUCCCAGUAUGGGAUGGCCAGCUCCUACGGCUCAGCCACACCCCAGCAGCCAUCGGCACCCCAGCACCAAGGGACUCUGAACCAGCCCCCGGUCCCCGGCAUGGAUGAAAGCAUGUCCUACCAGGCCCCCCCUCAGCAGCUGCCGGCAGCCCAGCCCCCUCAGCCCUCCAACCCUCCCCACGGGGCUCACACUUUGAACAGCGGCCCCCAGCCCGGGACGGCCCCAGCCACCCAGCACAGCCAGGCAGGGCCCGCCCCGGGCCAGGCUUAUGGGCCGCACAGCUACCCUGAGGCUGCUAAGCCCAAGAAGGGCCAGCAGCUCUGGAACCGCAUGAAGCCAGCCCCUGGGACUGGUGGUCUCAAGUUCAACAUUCAGAAGCGGCCCUUUGCCGUCACCAGCCAGAGCUUCACCUCUGCCUCGGAGGGCCAGCACAGCAGCUUCGGCCCCCAGCCCAACCCCGAGAAGGCGCAGAACCACAGGGGGAGCCUGUCCGGGAAGCCUGAUGACUGGCCGCAGGACAUGAAGGAGUACGUGGAGCGCUGCUUCACGGCCUGCGAGUCGGAGGAGGACAAGGACCGGACGGAGAAGCUGCUCAAGGAGGUGCUGCAGGCCCGGCUCCAGGACGGCUCGGCCUACACCAUCGACUGGAGCCGGGAGCCUCUGCCGGGGCUGACUCGGGAGCCUGUGGCUGAGAGCCCCAAGAAGAAGCGGUGGGAGGCCCCUAGCAGCCUUCAUCCUCCCAGGGGGGCAGGCUCAGCGACAAGGGGCGGGGGUGCCCAGUCCCAGCGAGGGACACCAGGGGCUGGGGGUGCUGGCCGAGCCCGGGGCAGCAGCUUCGCCAAAUUUGGCAACCGCAAUGUCUUCAUGAAGGACAACAGCUCCUCCUCCAGCACGGACUCCCGCUCCCGCUCCUCCUCCCGGUCCCCGACCCGCCACUUCCGCCGCAGUGACUCCCACUCGGACUCCGACAGUUCCUACUCAGGGAAUGAGUGUCAUCCUGUGGGUCGCAGGAACCCGCCCCCCAAGGGCCGAGGAGGUCGGGGAGCCCACAUGGAUCGGGGCCGAGGCAGGGCGCAGCGUGGGAAGAGGCACGAUCUAGCUCCCACCAAGCGCAGCCGCAAGAAGAUGGCAGCGCUGGAGUGUGAGGACCCCGAGCGUGAGCUGAAGAAGCAGAAGCGGGCGGCCCGCUUCCAGCACGGACAUUCCCGCCGCCUGCGCCUCGAGCCCCUGGUGCUGCAGAUGGGCAGUCUAGAGAGCAGCGGGGCUGACCCUGACUGGCAGGAGCUGCAGAUCGUGGGCACCUGCCCUGACAUCACCAAGCACUACCUGCGUCUCACCUGUGCCCCAGACCCAUCUACCGUGCGCCCUGUGGCAGUUUUGAAGAAGUCACUGUGCAUGGUCAAGUCCCACUGGAAGGAGAAACAGGACUAUGCCUUCGCCUGCGAGCAGAUGAAAUCCAUCCGGCAAGAUCUGACGGUGCAAGGUGUGCGCACCGAGUUCACGGUGGAAGUGUACGAGACGCAUGCCCGAAUCGCCUUGGAGAAGGGUGACCACGAGGAGUUUAACCAGUGCCAGACGCAGCUCAAGUCACUGUAUGCUGAGAACCUGCCAGGCAACGUGGGUGAGUUCACGGCCUACCGGAUCCUCUACUACAUCUUCACCAAGAACUCCGGAGAUAUCACCACGGAACUGGCGUAUCUGACACGGGAGCUGAAGGCAGACCCUUGCGUGGCCCACGCCUUGGCGCUACGGGCAGCCUGGGCUCUGGGCAACUACCACCGCUUCUUCCGGCUCUACUGUCAUGCGCCCUGUAUGUCUGGCUACCUCGUGGACAAGUUUGCAGACCGAGAGCGCAAGGCUGCCCUCAAGGCGAUGAUCAAAACGUAUGUGAAGCUGAGCUUCCCCCGGCUCUCUGCUCUGCCGGCCCCGCCGCCACCCUCCUCCCUGUCAUCCCCCCCCUCACGCUCCUGGCCAUCAGGCCUCCGGCUCCAGAGCCCUUGUGUCCCCUGGUCGCCCUCCCUCGUGUCCUGGUCCUCUCUCCCGUCUCGUCUUUCCACACUCAGCCCUCCCUCAGAUCCUCCUGCUUCCCUUCACACAGCCCACCCUGUUCUGGGCCGUUCUCUGCCUCACUGCUCCGGGGGUCACUCUUCAUCCCUCUGCUGCUCUCUUUCUCCUGCUCAAGUCACCCUGGUUUCUAGUUCGUUUUCUUCUUGCUCUGGGCUCUUGGCUUCCUGCCUUGAGGUCUCUGUCCGCCUGUCUUUUGCGGCUCUCCUGUCGCUGAGCUCCUUGCUCUGUAGAGACAAACUAGAAAGGCGGGCCUGCUCUUGGCAGCUUCUGGUCUGGUCUAACGGGACAGGGCCCCAUUCCCACUUGAGGUCCUUUGAGACUGCAGACAAUGUUUAGGGAAAUAGGCGUGACAUGGGGGCCAGCCAGACUGGGGGUGGUACUUAAAAAGAGCACGUCCUCGGCCCACCAGGUGUUGCAUGUGCCCACUGUGCGUGGGUGCGUGUGUGUGUGUGUGUGUGUGUUGGGGGGUGGGGAUGCUUGGGUCCUUGGAAGUGAGAAGCCCCCAGGGGAUGGAGGGCAAUAUAAGGAGACCACUUUUAUUGUCACAACUAGGGGGUACUACUUCUUGAGUGGGUUGAGACCAGGGGUACUGCUAAACAUCCUGCAGUACACAGGAUGCCCCACAGCACAGCAGCAUCCAGCCCCCAGGUGUUAGUCUUGUCGAGGUUGAGAACCCCUGGUCCGAGGUUAGGAGCCAUGGGGAUGGUUUGGAGCUGGGGAGGGACAGUCAGCUUGAAGGACAGGAGAUGUGCUCUAGAUCCAGUUUAGGUCAAGAAGACUUAAGGCAGAGGCUGAGCCAGGGCAGUGGCACAGACAUAGAGAAGAGGACGUGGGGCAGAAACAUGGAGGAAGCAGGAUGCACAGGGCCUGGUUUACCGACCUGGGAGUGAUGAGGGAAGUGGCCAUGUGGCUGAAAGCUGCCCUGGCUGCCCUCAGAGUCCACCUCUGUGACUAGACAGACUCCGUCAGGGCAGCUCCCAAGCCCCCGGACUGUUCCGGGGCUGUAGCUGGGCGAGCUCUUAUUCCUGGACCAGGUUUAUAUGCUGGCCCUUGGUCGGGGACCCAGCCGCGAAUGGGCCUCUGGGAGGGGCCCUGGUUGUUGGCCGCCUGCUUUCAGGCCUUCCCACUUCCAAAGGUGGCGCUGCCUUUCCUUGGCAGACGUGCCCCCCCCACCCCCACCCCAUCCCAGAGCCGGGUUCCUGCAGGGCAGCCAGGAGGCCAGCUCAGAAGUGAGGGCAGCAGGCUCUCCAGGGCUGAGACAAAGCUUGGGCUCGAGGCAGGACUGGUUCAGGUGCUUUCUGCCACUCCCUCCCUAGGUGACGCUGGCCAAGUGGCCCUGUUUGGAACUGGUUGCCUCAGUGUGUGUUUAUAAAGGG
Molecule: messenger RNA, 4002 nt
Organism: Equus caballus (horse)
Lineage: Eukaryota; Metazoa; Chordata; Mammalia; Perissodactyla; Equidae
Gene: LENG8
Product: leukocyte receptor cluster member 8
Cellular component (GO): nucleus
Source: RefSeq, a predicted model, not a curated record